UCUUGAAAACACCAUCAUCACUGUCCAGUGUCCACCCCCUUUGCCUUCCGAAACAAGCUGGAUUUUAUCGUAUAGCAAACGCGCCGAACUGACCCUGCCGGAAAACCCAGCCGGAGCUGCUCGUAUUCCUCCAGAAACAGCUACAAACUCUUCCAGUUAGGUACUUCAUUCACAUCCUGAUUAAUUUUUGAAUGAAUGGAUAUGAAGAUUUCAUCAGCAACAUGCAAUUCAAACGUGUUUAAAUUCAGUGGCUUUCUUCACAAAGCACUUCCUACAAGAAUUAAAUAUGGAAAACAAAAUUGUAGAAAUUUAUCCAUAGGUACUACUAGUACUACCUCAACAACUUCUUUGACUCAGUCCCCUACAUUUACCGCAUUCGCUUCACCUGCGGAUGUUCCGCAACGUUCCGACGAGUGGUUCGCCCUUCGUAAGGACAAACUAACAACAAGUACGUUUAGUACCGCGUUAGGGUUUUGGAAAGGCGUGCGGCGUUCUGAGCUGUGGCGCGAGAAAGUGUUUGAUUCGGAGUCUCAAAUCAUUCAAGCUUCUCAGAGAAACGCAAUGGAUUGGGGGAUGUUGAAUGAGACAGUGGCGGUUGAGAAUUAUAAGAAGAUAACGGGUCGGGAGGUGAGUUCGAUGGGUUUUGCAGUUCAUUCGAAGGAGUCUUAUGAUUGGCUUGGUGCCUCACCGGACGGGGUUUUGGGUACAGGGAUAUUGGAAGUUAAGUGUCCUUAUAAUAAGGGUAAGCCUGAGGCAGGAUUGCCGUGGUCAACGAUGCCGUUCUAUUACAUGCCUCAAGUUCAAGGUCUAAUGGAGAUUAUGGAUUUUGAAUGGGUUGAUUUGUAUUGUUGGACGCCGAAUGGAAGCACUAUAUUUCGGGUCGUCAGGGAACGGGGAUAUUGGGAUAUAAUACAUGGGAUUCUUAGAGAGUUUUGGUGGGAGAAUGUGGUUCCGGCGAGGGAAGCUUUGUUGUUGGGGUGUACCGAACAGGUUGAGUCUUAUAAACCUGCAUCUACUCAUAAGUUAACUGGUUUAGCAAUUGCGAGAAGCAUCAAGUUAGCUAGUGAAUCGAAGCUAAUAUGCAGAGAAAUUGCAGGUCAUGUUGAAUUUUUUACCUGAUUUCUGGUUUACUUGUUGUAACUUGUAAGUUAAGAAAUUGAAUUGAUUCAGUAGUGUUAUCUAUCCUAUUCUUUGUACUGCA
This is a messenger RNA of Vicia villosa (hairy vetch), 1201 nucleotides long. RefSeq lists its product as uncharacterized. NCBI's taxonomy places the organism in Eukaryota, Viridiplantae, Streptophyta, Magnoliopsida, Fabales, Fabaceae. The transcript has 2 exons. The record is from RefSeq and is a predicted model, not a curated record. Bases 196 to 1119 code for a protein of 307 amino acids.